This is a messenger RNA of Rubroshorea leprosula, 2628 nucleotides long. NCBI's taxonomy places the organism in Eukaryota, Viridiplantae, Streptophyta, Magnoliopsida, Malvales, Dipterocarpaceae. The record is from the annotation of a GenBank genome assembly.
CUUAAGUUUCUUCUUCAACCUUAUUUCGUUCCUUCUUCCUUUCUCUGCCAAACCGUCCCUGAACAAAGCUUACAGAGGCUUCUGCAAUUCUCAGGCGACUAAUUCUCGGUCAUCAUCCCAUCAUACAUAGCUGUUUUCGGAUUCAUUCCGUCAUAAAAAUUUUCAAGUGCUUAAGAAUUUCUGCAUUUUUUAUUCAACAGAGUGAAGAGAGAAGGCCUAGGUGAGUAGUUUCUGAUUGAAUUUUGAACCAAAAAUGUGGAAGCUGAAGAUUGGAGAGGGCGUCGACGGUCCCUACCUCUACAGCACAAACAACUACGUAGGGAGACAGACAUGGGAAUUCGAUCCCGACGCCGGUACACCUGAAGAAAGAGCCCAAGUGGAAGAAGCUCGCCAGAAUUUCUACAGGAACCGCCACCAGGUUAAGCCUUGCGGCGACCUCCUGUGGCGAAUGCAGUUUUUGAGGGAGAAGAAUUUCAAACAAACCAUUCCACCCGUGACGAUUGAGGAUGGCGAACAAAUCAGCUAUGAGAAGGCCACCAAAGCAUUGAAAAGGGCUGUCCAUUUUUUCUCUGCAUUGCAAGCUGGUGAUGGACAUUGGCCCGCCGAAAUUGCAGGCCCAUUAUAUUUCCUUCCACCCUUGGUGUUUGCCUUGUACAUCACAGGUCAUCUCAGCACUGUAUUCCCUGCAGAGCAUCGUAAAGAAAUUCUUCGAUACAUAUAUUAUCAUCAGAAUGAAGAUGGUGGAUGGGGAUUUCACGUUGAAAGCCAUAGUAGCAUGUUCUGCACCGCUCUUAACUACAUUUGCAUGCGUAUUCUUGGGGAAGGACCUGAUGGUGGUCAAGACAAUGCCUGUGCAAGAGCGCGCAAGUGGAUUCUUGACCAUGGCAGUGUCACUCACAUACCUUCUUGGGGAAAGACUUGGCUGUCGAUACUAGGAGUAUUUGACUGGUCAGGAAGCAACCCAAUGCCUCCAGAAUUUUGGUUCCUUCCUUCUUUCAGUCCUAUGCACCCAAGUAAAAUGUGGUGCUAUUGCCGUAUGGUUUACAUGCCAAUGUCAUAUCUAUAUGGAAAACGGUUUGUGGGUCCGAUCACACCUCUAAUUCAACAAUUGAGAGAAGAACUUUACCUUCAACCUUACAACGAAAUCAAUUGGAGAAAAACACGCCAUUUAUGUGCUCCAGAAGAUCUUUACUACCCACAUCCAUGGAUACAAGAUCUGAUGUGGGACAGCUUGUAUGUAUUAACUGAGCCUUUACUUACUCGUUGGCCUCUUAACAAGUUGGUUAGAGAGAAGGCUCUACAAGUGACUAUGGAACACAUUCAUUAUGAAGAUGAGAACAGUAGAUACAUCACCAUUGGUUGCGUGGAAAAGGUGUUGUGCAUGAUUGCUUGUUGGGAGGAAGAUCCAAAUGGUGAUUACUUCAAAAAACAUCUCGCUAGGAUCCCAGAUUACAUAUGGGUUGCUGAAGAUGGAAUGAAGAUGCAGAGUUUUGGAAGUCAAGAGUGGGAUGCUGGUUUUGCUGUUCAAGCUUUACUUGCUAGCAAUCUCGUAGAUGAAAUUGGACCCGUACUUAAAAGAGGACAUGAUUUCAUAAAGAAAUCUCAGGUCAAGGAUAACCCUUCAGGUAACUUUAAGAAAAUGUAUCGUCAUAUUUCCAAGGGAUCAUGGACUUUCUCUGAUCAAGAUCAUGGAUGGCAAGUUUCUGAUUGCACUGCAGAAGGCUUGAAGUGUUGCCUACUAAUGUCAACACUGCCCCAAGAAAUUGUUGGUGACAAACUAGAACCAGAGAGGUUGUAUGACGCCGUUAAUAUUGUGCUUUCUCUCCAGAACAAAAAUGGAGGUCUAUCUGCUUGGGAACCAGCUGGAGCUUCGAGAUGGUUGGAAAUGCUUAACCCCACGGAAUUUUUCGAGGACAUUGUCAUUGAGCACGAAUAUGUUGAGUGCACUUCAUCAGCAAUCCAAGCUUUAAUUUUGUUUAAGAAGUUAUAUCCAGAGCACAGGAAGAAGGAGAUUGAAUGUUUAAUUGCAAAUGCUGUACACUACCUUGAGAAUGUACAAAUGCCUGAUGGGUCAUGGUAUGGAUGCUGGGGAGUCUGCUUCACAUAUGGUUCAUGGUUUGCACUUGGAGGACUAGCUGCUGCUGGCAAAACUUACGAUCAUUGUCCAGCAAUGCGAAAUGGUGUUGAAUUUCUCCUCAAAACACAAAGGGAGAAUGGUGGAUGGGGAGAGAGCUAUAAAUCAUGCCCUGAAAAGAAAUAUAUACCUCUGGAAGAAGGCAGAUCAAACUUGGUACAUACUGCAUGGGCUAUGAUGGGCUUGAUUCAUACCGGACAGGCGAAAAGAGAUCCAGCACCUCUCCACCGAGCAGCCAAGCUAAUCAUCAAUUCCCAAAUGGAGGAUGGUGAUUUCCCCCAACAGGAAAUCACUGGAGUCUUCAAUAAGAACUGCAUGUUGCACUAUGCAGCAUAUAGGAACAUUUACCCACUCUGGGCACUUGCAGAGUACCGUAAGUGGGUUCCAUUACCUUGAUGCCUUCGAGAUCAAGAACAAAAUGGAGAUAACUACAUAUAGCUUCCUUGGUAUAUUUUACGUGAAGAUUGUUCUAUGUAUAAAUGCGAAUGCAUAUC